Molecule: messenger RNA, 816 nt
Organism: Prunus dulcis (almond)
Lineage: Eukaryota; Viridiplantae; Streptophyta; Magnoliopsida; Rosales; Rosaceae
Product: ethylene-responsive transcription factor 2-like
Exons: 1
Coding region: 1-816 (271 amino acids)
Biological process (GO): regulation of DNA-templated transcription; ethylene-activated signaling pathway
Molecular function (GO): DNA-binding transcription factor activity; DNA binding
Source: RefSeq, a predicted model, not a curated record
AUGUUUGGAGAGAUUAGUUUGGAGUCUGAUUUUGCUCUCUUGGAGUCCAUUCGGCAACACCUUCUCGACGAUAAUUUCGAUACUGUUUUGGAAGAAUCUUCGCCGACAGCUUCAGGCAGCCCUCCUCCUAUGAGCUGCCGGAGUUUCAGCUUGAGUGCCCUUUUCUCGGGGGAGAGUUGGAGCGACAUGCCGCUGAAAGUGGACGACAAUAACGACGUGGUCGUUUACAGUGGUUCCACAGACAGCAGAUGGAGUCCAUCAUCAGAUCACAGCCACAUUGAUGUUGUUGAGACCACACCCGUGAAAUCGGAGCCUCAGGAGGUGGUUUUGGAAGGGAUAGAGGUGGCGCGUGAGACUCACGCGCCGUCAUCGGGCAGGCACUUUCGAGGAGUGAGGAGGAGGCCGUGGGGGAAGUAUGCAGCGGAGAUUAGGGAUCCUAAGAAGAACGGGGCGAGAGUGUGGCUUGGGACCUAUGAGACGGCGGAGGAUGCGGCAUUGGCUUAUGACAAAGCCGCUUUUAAGAUGCGAGGCUCCAAAGCCAAGCUCAACUUCCCUCACCUUAUUGGCUCGGAGGGAUGCGAGCCGGUUAGAAUAACCCCAAAGCGGCGGGCACCGGAAACUUCCUCUUCGACUUCCUCGUCAGACAGUGGGUCGCCAAGGCCAAAAAGGAGAAACACCGGAGCUGGCUCGGUGGCUGGAGCCGAGUCGGGUAGCGAAAGCCUAAUAGAGAUGGUUGAGAUGAGCCAGCUAGCCGUUGUUGAUCAAUGGCUAAAUGAUCUCAACACUACAGCAUUCCCCAUGCCACAUGAAUUAUAA